UAGCACAGACUUCCUGUAAGUUUAACUUAGUGUGAAAUUAACCAUUUACUCUGAGUCACUGAAUGACUCAUAAACAGUUUAAAUGACCAUAUAUUAUAUUACAUUAUAUUAUAGACCAAGCAUUUGGCCACAUACAAUAUUAUGUGGAAAGUGGUUUGUGUCUAUGAAUAGGAGAGUAAGCCCCUGCCUUUUAUCCUCUUGUGGGCUUCUAACUGGUUUGUCGAGCUCCGCCUCAUUCACUGGGUGCAGUUGAGUUCAAAGGGCUAUGUGAAAUAAAUCUCCAAAUCCCUUGGAGAUUUAAUAAUUAUCAAAUUUUGCAUGUGAUAAGCUAUUGUCCCUUGAAAUAUUUGGUUCCGAUUAAACAAGUGGAAACAGAUACAACCUUCACCUGUUGGACAACAACUAAAUUUUCCAACCAAAGCCACAGAUAUUUGAAUGGUUUGUGACUAUUUUUGCAUGUCUGGAUCGUUAUGGCUACAGCUGAACACUGCAUUCCCGAAGGUUCAGGUAACUUGAGUUAACGCUGCCACAUACUACAUUCAUGUAAGUAAGAAAAAGCAUUAAUUUGAAUUGUGAAAGGACUGACAAAGUGUUUUCUGAGCAAUGCAACAGGUUUACUUAUGAGAAAGUAUGGGUUGAAUGAGAAUCUUUUGUUACAUUACACUAGACACGGGUGCCUGUGAAGGGAGGGGCAUGAUGACAGAUGAUGUGGUCUGAUGUGCUUUGAACAUCACCUCAUUCGAGAAAUACUUCUCAGUCGGACAGAGCCACAAUGUCUGAUAAGUAUAUAAAGAACUGCAAGUUAUUUACGACGGACAUUGUAAUUGCAUGCAUUUUUGAAUUUCCUUUAGCUCAUCCACUCUUAAGAAAAUAGAUUAAAUUCCAUCUGAACCAAAGAUCCACCACAUCUCCCAAGAUGGAUAAGUUUCGUAUGAUGUUCCAGUUUCUCCAAUCCAACCAGGAAUCUUUUAUGAAUGGGAUCUGUGGUAUCAUGGCACUAGCUAGUGCACAUAUGUACUCUGCCUUUGAGUUCAGCUGCCCCUGUAUGCCAGAAUACAAUUACGCCUAUGGGAUUGGACUGCUUAUCAUUCCACCUAUAUGGUUCUUUAUGUUAGGUUUUGUAUUGAACAAUAAUGUGUCAGUGCUAGCAGAGGAGUGGAAAAGACCCACGGGGAAACGGAUGAAGGAUCCAGCAAUCCUUCGCUACAUGUUUUGUUCAAUCACACAGAGAUCCUUGAUAGCACCUGCAGUGUGGGUGUCUGUCACUCUCAUGGAUGGGAAGAGCUUCCUCUGUGCUUUUAGCAUCAGCUUGGAUAUUGACAAGUUUGGGAAUUACAGCCUCGUGACAGGGAUGUCAGAGACAGAGAAGAUAAAACUGCUGGCGAGGAUUCCCUGCAAAGACCUAUUUGAGCAUCAGGAAAUAAGAGUGGCAGCAUCACGAUACAUAAAGUGUAUAUCACAGGUAUGUGGAUGGAUGUUUUUGCUCAUGUUGACCUUCACGGCCUUCCUGAUCCGAGCUAUUCGACCAUGCUUUACUCAAGCCGCCUUCCUCAAGACCAAGUACUGGUCUCAUUACAUUGACAUUGAGCGCAAGAUGUUCGACGAUACCUGUAAGGAGCAUGCCAAGAGUUUUGCCAAGGUUUGCAUCCACCAGUACUUUGAGAACAUCAGUGGGGAGAUGCGCAGCUUCCACCACCACCGCUCCAGCAAGGACAACAUGGAAGAUGAAGACGAAGAGAAGAAGAGAAGUGAUGAUGAAAAACUUCUGGGUAUCAGGGCCCAGGAUGAUAUGAAUAAAGUUUUAUGGAACUGGCACACCUGUAAGCCAGCUCUGGCUCUGAGAAAGGACCAAAUAGAUGGUGAAAACAAAGGCAGACUGAAUGGAGAGGCCAAUGGAGCAGCAAACGGAUUUGUAAAGGGACACACCCAUGACGUGGAGAAAAAGGAAUGGGCAGUGUAUUACAGUAAGGUCUGAAGAGCUCAAAAGGACAAAGAAAAGCUUGCACUUCUUUAACUUUCAGACAAUUAUAUUGUUGGGACAACUUUACAUUUAGUUAUUUGUCAAAGUUAGUUAGAAAUAUAAUUUUGUGAUUCAGUUGAAUUAUAUUUUUGCUUCAAUGCAUAGAACAUAUAAAUAAAUAUAAAGUGAAUUCAGUGCAAUGUAUAAUAUGACUGGUACGAUACUUGAGCAUGAUCCCCUCAAAAUGAAAAAAAAUUCAGACUCUCAACAUAUUUCUGGUUCACAUGCAGUUCAGUUUACUCAAGAUGUCAAGUACUGGAUGUUGUUGGAGUUGUUUUUACUGUUGCCACAACUAUGUUUUAUAUACAAGUCAUGAAUUACUGAAAUCACACUGCUCUCUGAGGGAUAGAGCUUAGCAAAAAUCUGAAGUCUGUAAAUUGUAGGCUGCAGAAGUGGAGCUGCUGUAUCAGGCUGAUAGUAAAGCAUUAUUACAACACACA
This is a messenger RNA of Siniperca chuatsi (mandarin fish), 2460 nucleotides long. RefSeq names its product calcium homeostasis modulator protein 1 (gene calhm1b). Gene Ontology annotation, molecular function: monoatomic cation channel activity. Bases 917 to 1975 code for a protein of 352 amino acids. The transcript has 3 exons. Lineage: Eukaryota; Metazoa; Chordata; Actinopteri; Centrarchiformes; Sinipercidae. The record is from RefSeq and is a predicted model, not a curated record.